Triticum urartu is the source of this 1418-nucleotide messenger RNA. RefSeq lists its product as uncharacterized. Gene Ontology annotation, biological process: root development; shoot system development. The record is from RefSeq and is a predicted model, not a curated record. Lineage: Eukaryota; Viridiplantae; Streptophyta; Magnoliopsida; Poales; Poaceae.
CGACCGGCCGUGCGAUCGAUCCCACCCCAUCCACGGCUUCCAUCCCAUCCCCGAAUCUCACUCCGCACUUCGAAAACAAAACGCCCCCAUCUCCCCCUUCUCCUCCAGGCCAGGUGCUCCGCGCCGGCCGCCGCCGCGCGUAGGUCAGCCCGUCGCCCGAUCCGCGGAUUCCAUUCCGGCGACGGCGCUGCUGCAAGGUCGCGGUCCCAGGAUGGUGGUCGGUUUCCGCCGCACGAUCUCGUUCCCCGCGCCCAAGUCCGCGCCGGCGGCGGGGUCGAACGGGAAGUCCGCGGCCGGCUACCGCGUCCGCUCGGCCAGCCUGCCCUGCCGGUUCCACCCGCUGGUGCUCCAGCUCGACGAAGACGUCGCGGCCCUGCGCGAUCUGGCGGGGGGCCUGGCGUCGGCCGCGACGGCGCGCUCGAUCACGGAGGCCGCGGAGCAGCUGGGGCGGGUCCUGGUGUCGCUCUCCGAGCUGCUCCACCACCCGCAGGCCCAGGAGCCGCUGCGGCGGCUCGGCCGGUCGCCGUUCGCGGAGCGGCUGCUCGACGACUUCCUCCGCCUGGCCGACGCGCACGGCAGCUUCCGCGACGUGCUGGUCGCGCUCACCGCGCUCCAGGCCGAGGCGCGCGCGGCGCUGCGGCGCGAGGACCCGGCGCGCCUGGCGUCCGCCGCGCGCGGGCUCCGUCGGUCCGGCCGCGACCUCCCGCGGAUCGCCUCCUCCGCCCGCGCCGUGGCCGGCAAGGCGCCGCCUCCCGCGCCCGCGGGCCUCCCGUCGGACGCGGCCGCUCUCGCCGCCGCCAUCGUCGACGCGGCGGCGGCCGUCGCAUCCGCCUCGGCCGCGGUCUUCUCCGGCGUGUCCGCCCUGUCCAUUGCCGCCGCCACGGCCCGCGUCGACGUCGUCAGCGCGCCGUGCUGGAUGCCCUCGCCCGCAAGGUUCGCCUCCUCGUCGGCCGCGCCGAGAACCGGCCACCACAUCGUCACCACCAAGCCCUCGUCCAUGCGCAUAUGGUGGGUCGCCGACCUGAUGCGCUGGAUGUCGCGCGCGAAGCGCCGGUCGGCGAGCAAGCAGCACGCCGACGACGGCUGCUCCGCCAAGCAGCCCCAGCCCGACGCGGCCCUGGUCGACCUAGACCCGGAGGAGGAGGACAGGAAGGCGGCGUUUGAGCGCAUGGACAACCUCGGGCGGUGCGUCGCGGACGUGGAGAGCAGCGGCGAGAACGUCUUCCGGGCCCUGGUCAACACGAGAGUCUCCCUGCUCAACAUUCUCAGCCCAAGCUUCUGAAGAAUAGUGAUCCCCAGACGUUGGAACCAUCAACAAUCUCGACUUAUGUGAUGAAAUUUGUAUAUAGUUUAGCAGUACCACCAAUAGAACAUCAAUUGCAGCCGAAGUAAAAGAGAUUUCCGUUUUGUGUUGCCAA